Eremothecium gossypii ATCC 10895 is the source of this 771-nucleotide messenger RNA. It is a transcript of the gene APC9, whose product is annotated as anaphase promoting complex subunit 9. NCBI's taxonomy places the organism in Eukaryota, Fungi, Ascomycota, Saccharomycetes, Saccharomycetales, Saccharomycetaceae. The coding region runs from base 1 to 771 and encodes 256 amino acids. The record is from RefSeq and is marked provisional. Gene Ontology annotation, cellular component: anaphase-promoting complex. The transcript has a single exon.
AUGCAGAGGCAGUUUCCAGAAGAAGACAGGCUGGGCUUCGAAAUCCCUCAGCUCCCGCCGUGGAAGAGUCCGCAGAUGAAGCAACACACACAACAGGGCCAGCAAACGCCGCUGCGGCGGCCGCGCUGCAUCCUCGGUGCCCCUUAUGAACCGAGCAGGGCGUCGUCCACUGGUGCAGGCCAAAAGCGCGACUACGACUACUCCGUGUUCAAUGAGAGCAGGCUCCUCACUGAGAGCAAGAUAGACCAGUACUUGAAGAGCGAGGCCGCAACGCACAAACGCGUAUUCCACCGCGACCGUCCCCACGACGACAGCUACCGCCCCGACUUGCAGCCGCUCUGCUGCGACAGCUCGGACGAGGAGGGAGAGCCCCGGCGCGCGCAGAGCGCGCGUGGAGACCGCCCGUUGGUGCUCAGCAUCCCCGGAAUCCAUCCAGAAGAGAUGUACGACACGCGCCGCCGCCCCACAGACCUCCAUAGCGACUUCGAGGACGAGUCGCAGUUGCGCCGCUACUGGAACUGGUCGCAGCUAAGCAAAACGCUAGGUCCGCGCGAACAGCACUUGCUCAACCGCAUCCUCCAGAAGGAAAUACAGCUCCAGCAGCAUUUCCGCGAUGUCAUCCGCCGCGGAGACGGCUACCGUAGACCGGAGGGCCGCAGCGACGACGACGCCUACCUCGAGUUGAAGCAUUUCACCCACAUGUGUUACGAAGAGGACAAUUGCGUAUUCAACAUGGACGAUUUGAUCGUAUAUAUGAAGGGCCAGCAGUAG